This is a messenger RNA of Amaranthus tricolor (Joseph's coat), 2043 nucleotides long. Its product is annotated as protein P21-like. The record is from RefSeq and is a predicted model, not a curated record. The transcript has a single exon. NCBI's taxonomy places the organism in Eukaryota, Viridiplantae, Streptophyta, Magnoliopsida, Caryophyllales, Amaranthaceae. Gene Ontology annotation, cellular component: extracellular region. Gene Ontology annotation, biological process: defense response. The coding region runs from base 1198 to 1881 and encodes 227 amino acids.
AGGGCAGGGCCAGCUUUUUGAUAAGGAAUCUUCAAUUCUUCAUAGCCCAUGAGGUAGAUAAGGAAGCUAGUACAAAUUUCCCGGUCUAGAGAUGUGCAUUUAAGGGUUUAAAUGAUGUCGUUUUUAGUAUUUUAUUAGCCCUUGGCAAACUGAAAGAAACGAACUCUCUUUAUGAAUGGUAGAUUUUGAUUUUUAACGAGUGUAUGGCAAAAUAAUGGAUAAGGACUCCUAUAUACUAUAAAUAUAAUUAUAUAUAUAGAUGUGUUGUAUACUUAUUAAUUGAUUAAAAACUAACCAUAGGUUGCAAAUAUUUUUAAGACUUAAUUAACCAAAAUUUUCGAUUAUUGAGUCCCUAUUUAGCUAUGAGCUCUAGACGAAGGUCUACCUUGACUAGAAGUAGGAACAACUCUGGGUCUAAAUUGAGUUUGAACCCUAUAAGCCAUAAGGUAACAAACAAUAACUUCAGGAUCGAGUCAAAAAUCGAACCCUGAUCCAAAAUAGACCCUAACGGUAGGGUCAGACCAAAACUGAACCCUAGUUCAAAGUAGACCCUAACUUUAGGGUCGGGUCAAAACUUGCAAAUUCAUGUUACGUAAGGAGCAAACAUACAUGAGCACAAUGUAGAUUUGAUAUAGUGACAACCAUUUGAAGAGCCAACCUUGCUAUUCAACAUUAUGACGCUUAAUCAUAAGGGUUACUAGAUAACAUAUUACAUAUAUGUUGACUUAUUUGCUUUGGAUGAUUUUAAUACAAAUUCAUUAAGGUUACGAAAAGGAGCAUUUCAUUUUAAAUUAUAGAUUUCAAUUAUAAAAUCAUUAAGGAAGAAUUUCUAUUUUCUACUAUAAAACCUAUAAUUACCCACGCUAAAGAAUACCAACCUCACUACAAUACCUCCCUAAAAAAUACAUUCAACCACUUUCUUAAUCUCUGUGCCACUCCUAGAGGAGCAAUCUCGGGGGACAAAAAAAUAUUAAUUUCUCUAGCUCUACAAGGAACGCUAGAACUUAGCCAAGACUCGGCGACUAUUCUAUGACAUUAGUCUUUGAUGUUAGCUAAGAAAUGACGACUAUUUUCUAUGAUAUCUUAAUUUGUUAGUUAAAUCUCCAUGAUAUUCCAAUUUAAUGCUAUAAAUACCCAACCAUAUUAGUUCUCUAGACCCACACAAUUAUCUUUUAAAUUAAUCCUCCUCUCUGCAAUAUGAAUCAUUUGAAAUCCAUCCCCAUUGCCACCCUUCUCCUAGUUCUUGUCUCCCUACUUUCUACUCCGUCCAACGCAAUCACAUUUACUGUCAAAAACAACUGCCCAUACACCGUCUGGGGCGCUGCCGUCCCUGGUGGUGGCCGCCAAAUGAACCCUGGUGCCACUUGGAUUGUCACUGCUAACCCCGGCCAAACCGGAGCUCGCAUUUGGGCUCGUACUGGUUGUACAGUCACUGGGCCCAACGGGCUCAGGUGCACCACAGGAGACUGUGGUGGGAAACUCCAGUGCACAGCCUAUGGAACACCCCCUAACACAUUAGCUGAGUAUGCCUUAAAACAGUUUAACAACUUAGACUUUUUCGAUAUCUCCUUAGUCGAUGGGUUUAACGUUCCUAUGAGCUUCUUGCCUGAAGGUGGCCAGUGCAGUAGAGGGCCUUCUUGCAGGGCUGACCUUAACGGCCCAUGCCCUGGCCCGCUUAGGACCAAUGGUGGGUGUAACAACCCCUGCACUGUGUUUAAAACUGAUAAUUAUUGCUGUAAUUCAGGGAGCUGCAGUGCAACUGACUACUCCAGGUAUUUUAAGGGCAAGUGCCCUGAUGCUUACAGUUACCCUAAGGAUGAUGCUACCAGUACCUUUACUUGCCCUUCUGGAACCAACUAUAGGGUUACAUUUUGCCCUUAAUUAAAUAAAGCUUACUAAUGUUGUAUUAUUAUGAAUAAGACAAUAAGUGGAUAGAUUUCCACUUAGCUUUAUCUUUUCUGUAUUACUAGUAAUUAUCUUGAUUUAGUGAGUCACUAAAUUGCAAGAAAAGUUUAUUGAAAAUAAAAAUAAAUAUUUACCAUA